UGUCGUCGAACAUGUGUAGUUUGAUAAUGAUACUACGAGAAAAAGUAAAUAAACUGUUGAUUAGCUGACUAAUUCUUGUGAAUGUCAGCUCUUUAAUUGCAUAAUGUGUGUGCUUACAAAGAUUUCUGAUUACAAGAGAAUCCAAAGAUGAAUCUUCUAUUUCUCGGAGGUAUUGGAACCUGCGCUAUUUUAUUCAUAGCAGUAUUUGGCCUAGUAGCAGUUUUUAAACUGUUUAUCUGUUUACUUGCAUUGAUUUUAGGAAUAUUAACUUGUAUAUACAAAAAAUAUGUACCAAAUCUUGAAAAUGAAGUCAAAUUUAUUAGAGAGAAUUUGUACAAAAAGACUGAAAAAAUACAGAGGAAUCUCAGAGAGUUUUCAAAAUCUACGGUGACAUUUACUCUAGAUAAAAGAGUCACAGGUAGUCACAUAAUUGAUGAAUCGUUACAAGAAAUUCUAGAUUUUAUUAUGAGAGACUAUGUGGAACCAUGGUACGGCGUAUUAACCGAUGAUGAAGAGUUUACUAAAUCAGUUCGAGAUACUGCUCAGAAAAUAGCCAUAAAUAUUGCAAAUAGAGUGAAAGAUGUCGAUUGGAUUCCCUACUUGACGACACGUCUUGUGGACGAUGCAGCAUCUCAUAUGAGACUUUAUCGGCAAGCACGUGCAAAAAUGAAGCAAAUAAAAAGUAGCAAGGGAAGUAGUAGUUCAAGCACUUCGAGUGGUACACCAAAGAAAUCGCCCACCCAUCGAAGAAACAAAAGUGAGACUGAUAUAUCGUGGUAUUCGCAAUCUAAAUUCUACAUCCCGAAUCUAACAUCAUUAACAGAACCAAUAGACUCAAAUGCAGCAGAAAAUGAUGAAGAAAAGCUUGAAAAAAUAUUUUUUGAUCUUGAAGUUCAAAUGGAAAAUAAUUUAAUAUGUCGAGAUCUAGUGUGUACAAAUGAGGAACAAGAAUUAGCAUUUCUUGGUGAAAUAUCUGAAAUUUUGUUAUACUUAUUGUUGCCAAAAGCCGAUUUUGAUUGUUUAACAGUGAGAUUUAUAUUACGAGAACUUUUAGUUAACAUGAUAAUAAAACCCCUUUUAAAUUUAUUCUCAGAUCCUGAUUACAUAAAUCAAGCAUGCAUAUGGCUGUGCACUAAGGAUGCAAGUCUCCCUAGCGAUGUGUUUUUAACAGUGAUUCGUAUUACAGACAGUUUAGAAGAACUGAUAGCAACAAAAAAUAUUGUGUGUAAUGAAAUAUCCCAUUUACGAUCGAAAGACUCUGGUGGUGAUGAUGAUUUAAUUGUUAAACAACAAUUGAAUAGUUUAUUGUACGUACAAAAAAUAUUAGACACACGAAUAAUUAGCAUGCAAGAAGGUUUAGAUUCAGAAGUUGAUGGAAUCGGUACACAUCCUGAUUGGAAUCGUUUGCUAGUGCCAGGACAUAAAUUAGUUAAUCUGCCACUCGAUGAACUACUUAAAAACAACAUUGCUUUAAGUUAUUUUAUUGAUUACAUGACAAGUAUCAACGACGAAGCUUACUUGUAUUUUUAUUUAAAUAUUUAUGGAUGGAAAGUUUCAGCCGAGCAACAAAUAUCUGACAUCGAGCUACAAAAAUUACAAAAUAAUCAAUCAUCAGCCCAUUCAGGUAGUUCUAAAAAAAAAAAUAUUAAUUUAGAAAAUUUAAAAGAAGCAGCAAUUAAAAUUUAUCAACAAUAUUUAAGCGAUAAAGCAUCUGUAAAAUUACAAUUAGAUGAUAGUCUUGUCAAAAGUUUAUUGGUAAAAUUUAAAACAGAAGUGGUUAAAGAAACGUGGUUUGAUGAGCUACAAGCUUGUUGUUAUGAAAAAUUACAAAAUGAAGAUCGGUUCCUACCUUCAUUUAAAAGAUCUAUGUCUUAUGUAAAACUUUUAGCGGAAUUAGAUUUAUUAAAAGAUCCGACUUCUGAAGAUGAUAUAAAAUCUUUGGAUGGGAUCAGUGUUUCAAGUAUGAAUAACGAAUUAGAACAAUCGGAGGAAGAAAAUCGUGGAAACGAUCAGAAUAAAAUGAAAUCAUUAAAAGAGAAUAUUCAAUCCAAUUCAAACUCUUCUGCAAGUUUAACGAGCAUGUCGGGAAAGGAAGGAAGUUAUGAUGAACUUGAUGCUGAUAUAGGUACUAAUAAAAACCCAAAAAGAAUAAGAAGUGCGUCGUGUAUUGAUUCAGAUCCUCGAAUAACAGAUGCAAAAAAUGCUACAUUCUAUCUCGAAUCUAAUACAGAUCAAGUUAUUAAACUUGAUGAAAAUACUUACAACCAGAAUGUGAUACGUAAAUUGCAGCAAGGACGUUUUGAACUUACUGCUGAAAUAAUUGAAACUGGUGUCGUUAAUGACAGGGGAAAGACUUAUGGAAUUUAUGCAGUGGCCGUUAAUAAAAUUUACGAUUCAGGGUAUAAAGAAAAGUGGCACAUAUACAGAAGAUAUUCAGACUUCCAUGAUCUGCACCAAAAGAUAAAAGAAAAAUAUUAUGACUUAGCUAAAUUACCAUUCCCUGCAAAAAAAGCUUUUCAUAAUAUGGAACGUGCAGUUCUUGAACGCAGAAUGGCUAUGCUCAAUGCAUGGUUGUACAGACUUACGAAGCCGAGUACUAUGGAUGGCCAUAUGGGAUUGCAAAAUUUAUUACUCGCCUUUUUAGAACAGGGAGAUUACGACAAGGGUGUUACUGGUGGACACAUUUCAAAGACGAUUGAUACACUAGUAAACCCAUUGAAAACAUCUAUGAAAACAGUUACACAAGUUGUAAAAACGAUGCCUGAUAACAUGUUAAACACAGUUGAUGGUGUAAUGGAUAAUAUCAGCAAGUUUUUUGGAAAUCCAAGAAAAAAUAGCAUGUUUUAUGAAAGCGUAAAAGUUGGAGCAAGUAUAGAUACUGAGACUGAUGAUAACAUCCCUUUAAGGAUAAUACUAUUAUUGAUGGACGAAGUAUUCGAUUUGAAAGUGAGAAAUCAAUGGUUGAGGCGUCGAAUUGUCACGCUCUUACGACAAAUAAUCCGUACGAUGUUUGGUGAUAUUGUUAACCGCAGAAUUGUAGAAUAUGUCUCUUUGUUAACGAGUCCAAAAAAUGUUGCAACCUAUUUACGACUUUUUAAACAAAGCCAUUGGCCAAAUGGAGUUAGAGCUGAAGCAAAGCCACCUCGUGAUAAUGAAACAAAGAACAGAACACGCGUAGCUGCAAAAGUUGCUCUCCUUUCCUGUCUCUCAGAUGAACUCAAACAUAUCAUUGGUAGCGAAACGACAAGACGGGGAUUAUUACGAGUCUUUGAACUCUUUCAACGACCUGUACUCAAUAGAAGACUGCUUUAUGUACUGUUCGAAGGUAUAAUUGAAAACUUAUUCCCUCAAAAUGAUUUAGUAAUGAUCAUUAGAAAAUUGUAUUCAGUAUCGCCGCGAGUUAAAAGCAAAAAAAAUGCCUGAUGUAAGUAAAAAUCCAGUCACCUGAAGUGAUAUUAAUGCUUAAAAUAAUUAAUUGAUAUAAAAUAUUAUUUUAUAGUUACUUACAUCAGUAUGAAUUAAUAAUUUCUAUAAAUAUAUAAAUACUCUGAUAAAUUUAAUGUCCUCUUUCGGCUGUUAAAGUUAAUCUAGAAUUUUUAUUCUAUUAUUGUCAAUUAUUCAUUUUUUAAUCAUUAGAUUACAAUGUAAAUAUAAUGUUAAAUUUUUUUUCAUCUUUUACACAAUUUAUUAACAGAUCUGUUUAUUUAUUAUUGACUUUAUGUAAUGAAAAUUUAAACUCGGAACACUAAUAGUAGGCAUCUAUAUUUUAUUAAGAGUUUUACACUUUACUUUGAAAACCAAUUGUGAUUUUAAAAAAUUGUUACACAAAGUGAAUCUCAAAUAAUUUUACAAUUCAAUAAUUUAAUAAUUAAUUUAAAAACUAAUAAUUCGAAAUAGAAUAUUUAUAAAUGAGAACCGAAGAAGUAAGUUCUCAUAUAACAUGUUUAGUAAUUAAAAUAAUCAUCAAAAUUGAAAUGAUGAACAAGUGGCCAAAAUUCACGCAAUGAAUAAAUAAAUACGUUUGAUAUUGCCUUCUGCAGGCUGCUAAUUAUGAUGGUAUUAUUAUAAUCAUUAUGAAUAAAUUACUAAUAAUAUA
Chelonus insularis is the source of this 4096-nucleotide messenger RNA. Its product is annotated as sorting nexin-13-like. Gene Ontology annotation, cellular component: early endosome. The record is from RefSeq and is a predicted model, not a curated record. The transcript is spliced from 9 exons. The coding region runs from base 148 to 3423 and encodes 1091 amino acids. NCBI's taxonomy places the organism in Eukaryota, Metazoa, Arthropoda, Insecta, Hymenoptera, Braconidae. Gene Ontology annotation, molecular function: phosphatidylinositol binding.